UCACAACACCACAGAAAUCGCUCACGUCCAAGGGCCUCGCAGUUUGCCUAACGUUUGCCUUGGCCACGAGCGUACCGGCAGGAAGCACACACUCAUCACCGCAGCCCAUGGAGCGCUGGACACCUUCCCUUCCUCACGCCGCCGCCAUGCACCGCUCGGGAGGCGCAUGCGUGCGCAGGCGACCAUGGCGGCGGCGCUGGGGCUGCGGCGGAGCGGCGGCCGCGCUUCGGUCUCGCUGCUGCCGUUGCCGCUGCUGAGGGCGGCCCUGGGGCUCCCGGUUUGCAGGUGGAAGUCAUCAGUCAGCUUUCUUACUCGACCAGAUCGACCAAAUCUAGCCUACCAUAAGCUGAAAGGCAGGAAUCCGGGGGUUAUUUUCCUUCCAGGCUUACAUUCAAAUAUGAAUGGUCAGAAAGCAACUGCCCUUGAAGAUUUCUGCAGCUCUCUAGGUCAUGCCUUCGUCAGAUUUGAUUAUACAGGAUGUGGAAGUUCACAGGGGAGUUUUGAGGAGUGUACGAUUGGGAAAUGGAGAAAAGAUGUUCUGUCUGUACUCGAUGAACUUACAGAUGGACCACAGAUUCUGGUGGGCUCCAGCUUAGGAGGAUGGCUGAUGCUCCAUGCUGCAAUAGCACGCCCAGAUAAAGUGGCUGCUCUAGUUGGAGUAGCUGUAGCAGCAGACCAUCUCGUAACAUCCUUUAAGAGGCUUCCCAUUGAGGCGCAAAAAGAAAUAGAAGAAAAAGGCGAAUGGAAGUUUCCAACAAAGCAUAACAAGGAAGGAUAUUACUCUUUGACCUAUGACUUCAUUAGAGAAGCAGAAAAUCACUGUCUGCUAAAUAGUCCUAUUCCGAUAACGUGUCCCAUCCGACUUAUUCAUGGCAUGAGGGAUGGUGAUGUCCCUUGGCAGAUCUCUAUGCAAGUUGCUGAUCGUGUUCUGAGCAAAGAUGUGGAUGUUACUCUCCGCAAAGCUGGCCAGCAUCGAAUGAGUGAGAAGGAAGACACAAAACUUCUUGUGAAUACCGUCGAUGAUUUAAUUGACAAGUUGGCAACGCUAACAUAACCUGCAGAGUAGCGUAAAUAGAUGAACCCUACACCUGACUCUUCCAUCAGUAGCAGAAACCUUGUUUUUAAUGAGAUUAUUCUAGUGCUGUGACCAUCACAGUAGGAACGGAGCUCUAUCUGCUGUUUCCUUACCUCUGUUUUGUAAAUACAGGUAUUUUUUUAAUGCUGCAUUUGCACGGAUAGACCAAAAUGUAAGGGAGUGCUGCUGCUGGGUUUAGAACCUCUGCUUUACCUCUUAAACCUUUUUUUCACAAGCUUCCUACCCUUUUGUACUGAAAUGUUCAUUCAGUUUUGUUACUAUUGACCUUGUACAGUACAAUUUCAAUAUCCCAUAACAUUGAUGCUGUUUCAGUACAGUUGUUUUGCUAUGAUGUUGUUGCAUUUCAUCCAUCUGUGCAAGGCGGUGCACAAUUUAAGUGUUUACUGAAGUUACUUCUAUUAGAAAUAGUGAACAGUAUGAAGUAAGCAGAUUCCUAAUAAAUGAUGAUAGUGUUCUUAAGCAGUGUUUAAAUUGUAAAACGAAAGGCACACCCUGAUGGUGUGCUUGGGGUAAUGCAUAAGGAAUAAGUUAAUUUGGGAUUUCCUUAUAGUAGAUUAAGACUAAGUUUAAGAAAGAUGAAUGCCCCCGCUCCUGUUACAGAUGUUUUAAGAGCUUGAGGACACAGCCUCAAAGUACAGGUAGAACCCUUUUACAUAUGCUCAUCAGAAGUUCUUAUCAUCUCUUCAUGCCUUUCAUAAAAAGUAAUUUGUAGGACUACUACUUAGGGAAUAAUAGAUAAUCUUGGUGUAAAGUCAGCAAUUUCACGUCUCCCUUAAGUUUUGAAGCUUUACAACCUCUUGAAGUCAUACUUUGAGAAAAAUGAACAAAGACAACAUGCAAAUCGCUCAGCCCUUUUCAUUCCUGCAGGCUGAGCUGUGUUUAUGUAUUGUUGAGCAGUCGUCAUCUUUAUGUGCAGUCAUGUGACUGUUACACGUAAUAAAACCUGAAAAGUUUUGUGAAUUAUAAAGACAUAGGGAAAGCAGAAUUAAGUUAAUUCAAAGCUUUCUGCUUGUAGAAUACCCAUGAUGAUUUUUUAAAUGUAUUUCUGUCACAUCUGUUAGAUUGCUUUGUCUCGUAAGAGAAGAAGAAGUUGAAAAAGGCGCAGUGCAGGAAUUCAGGAAUAGUUAAUGUCAAUUAAGGCCUAAAAUUACCAAUUAUGAUAGAUGUGUUUUAGGUUUUUUUUGUUUGGUUAGUUUUGAAUUGCGGCUUAUGCCUACCAACACAGACAGGGAUAUGUCUUUAUAUGUGUGCAUAAUUUGGAGCUUUGUAAUGCUGUUGAAAGAAUCACACUGUGUUCUUUCAAAGCUUCGCCAUAGCUUUUAUUUAAUUAUUCAUAUUUCAUCGGUGAGGUCUUCUUGUUGAAGUGCCUUUGAGCAAGAUAGCGGAAAACAGAUGUGAGGGGAGCAGCUGUGUGAGUGGUUUGGAGGGGGUGUUUUUGUCUCCCCAUUAUUCUGUUAUAACAGCAUUUAGGUGGGAGAAAGCAGGUGAACACAACUGUUGAGGAUACAAAACUGCAGCAUCAGUUGCCUUAAUGUCAGCAUUACCUAAUGAUAGGGGUGUUUUUGUGCUAGUUGUUUGGUAGAUGUGCCUGUUUUCCUUACUUCUCUCCUUGCUAAUUGGAGGUUAGUGAUAGCAUUUACAUUACACUUACAGCCCAAACUUACUAUGUAUGGCAUAAGUGCAAAGACGGGUUGUACUUCCUUAAUAGAGAUAAUAUUCCAGACAGCGUAUUGAGAUUCAGUGAGCACUACUGCCCCUCUCUGUGCUCACUUACCACUUUAUUAACUCAGUAUAUAUUCCCUUAAGUAUGAAGAGGCAGACUUUUUGUAGACAGAUUCUUUUUUUCCUCUAAAUUUACCACGGUAGCUCUGUUCUCAUUGCAGGCACAGCAUUUUCCUUGUGUUCAUGCUGGAAACUGCCAGCGUUUUGAUCGCUGCCAACUUGUGUUCAAAUGCCAGGAAGAAGAGAUAGAUGAUAACCAAUGGGCUCCAACACAUUCCCUGUUCCCGUGCUGAUGUUGUCAAAGCUGUGCUGCUAAUUGCAAUAACAGAAAGUCUGAAGGAAAACAACAUUAUGGCGCAGCUUUCCAAGUGCUGUUACACUCCUGAAACCAGAGAUUCACAUCCUACUCAUGACCAGCUCUUGACCUGUCAGGAAGUCUUGACAAUCUUGAGUAAUGCAAUAUUAGUAUGUUAGAGUGUGGCCAUUUUAUUUUCUAUACUAAGUUUGUCCCCAGAGUUACCACGUGUGGCAUCUCCUUCAUCUUUGCCGGUAGAUGUCUGGAUAGCGAAUUAUUUCCAAUGUUAGUCAUGUUUAAAAGUAAGUAUAAUGAGUAAAAAAUAAGUAUAAAUAAACUUUUGUGGAAAUACUGUAUUAAACUAGGGUAUUGCAAAUUAUGCAAAUCCUUUGUAAUGAAUUGUUAGCCUCUUUAUUUGUUUUUUUUUUUUACGUACAUCUAAUUUGCUGCCACGUACGAAGUAUAUUUUAUGAAUAUGCAACAUGCACAUUUAAGCAGAGUCUUUUAUGCUUUCAGAUUUACCAGUGUAAGCGGGUCUGUCUUGUGGCUCUUGGAAGACUGGUUUUCUCUGAGUACCUUAAUCUGUCCUUCAUUAUUUUUGCGGGUACUUGUAGCUUAAGUUGUGAGCGUCUUCAUUAUCCUCCACUUUUGGCAGGUCUGAAAAUGAUUUUGGGCUCAUCUGUCACUGAGCGUAGUACAGCCGUGUUGGGAGUGAUGCUGCUGCCACAGUGCAUGGAAACUCCGGACAUAAACAGAGCGACUCGGUGUCUUCUCUUGUUGAUUUUGAUCAAACAGUACUCACUGAGUAAGCACCUUGGGUAUUUUUCUUCCAUGUGAAGCUUAACGUACAGAUCAUUAACUCCUGCCAAGGAAUCAUUCAAGUUUCGUGAGUAAGUAACAAAAAAGCAUUUAUAGCAAGUCACAGAAGCUUGAUUGCUACAUAAUACCAAAGAAGCAAGUGAUAGAUGUCACCAAAAGAAACAGAAGCGUCAACCACCUGACUUCAGUUCUCCCUAGACCUUAAUGAUGUUCUUGUUUUCGAUUUAUUGCAAAAAUCUGUGGAACUCCUUGAAUCUUGUGGAACACAGAUAAUCCUGUUUUCUAAAGGGAGGAAAAUGGUGAGGGAUUCUUCUGUGUGCGUUUGUGAUUAACCUCUGCAGGUAGACCAUUAUGUACUGAUAAUGUCUAUAAAACUUAUUAAACUUGUUUCCUAACAA
Molecule: messenger RNA, 4330 nt
Organism: Numida meleagris (helmeted guineafowl)
Lineage: Eukaryota; Metazoa; Chordata; Aves; Galliformes; Numididae
Gene: ABHD10
Product: abhydrolase domain containing 10
Exons: 5
Coding region: 167-1054 (295 amino acids)
Biological process (GO): protein depalmitoylation
Cellular component (GO): mitochondrion
Molecular function (GO): hydrolase activity, hydrolyzing O-glycosyl compounds; palmitoyl-(protein) hydrolase activity
Source: RefSeq, a predicted model, not a curated record